Messenger RNA from Oikopleura dioica, 684 nucleotides. The record is from the annotation of a GenBank genome assembly. NCBI's taxonomy places the organism in Eukaryota, Metazoa, Chordata, Appendicularia, Copelata, Oikopleuridae.
AUGUCAUCAUCAGAGAUCGAUGUUAAUGGAGAAAUCGACUUGAACCUGAAUGUUACUGGAAAAGGAGGAGGUCAAAUUGCCGUCAUUGUUAUUGGCGUUUUAGUUGCUGUAAUUUGUAUUAUGCUUAUUUUAUAUUUUUCUUGCAGAAAUGGGUGUAAAUGCUGCGACAACCUUUGCUGCAAAGGAAGAUGCCAUCAUAAUCAACAAAAAGCAAAGCAAAAAGAAGCUGAUGUCGACGGGUUAAAAAGACACAUAGAAGAUUUACAGCGACACAUUGGACGUCUGGAGUACCAAGUUCAAACAACGCAACCAGCGCUAGAAUAUCCUCUCGCGGGUUCAGGAUUUCAUCAGUUUCAGUCUCCGAUGAGUUCUGCUGUCUACGCCGGUCAAAAUCUUCAAGGGUUUCAGAACUUUACCCAGCCGCAAGGCCAGAUGCAGAUGCCUCAGAAUGCUCAAAAUGCUUAUAGUAGAACUUCGUCUCGAGCCGCUGGAUCAGACAAUUAUCUUAUUCAAACCCAACCCAAAAACUCCAAGAAAAAAAGCUCCAAAUCAAAACAAUCAAAGAAAAAAGCCUCUACUCACCAAAACAACAGAAUUGUCGAACUUCAAUCAUCAAAUUCAACCUCCUACCCACCUCCUACAGUCAAUAUCAGAAUGGAGCCAGAUCGCUUUGUUGAAGUGUAG